Molecule: messenger RNA, 1344 nt
Organism: Sungouiella intermedia
Lineage: Eukaryota; Fungi; Ascomycota; Pichiomycetes; Serinales; Metschnikowiaceae
Source: the annotation of a GenBank genome assembly
AUGAAACUCUCGUUACCUAUCCUUCUAGCCACCUCCGUGGCUAUUGUGAAGGCUGCUACGGUCACUUCAACCGUUACUCGUAGCAUUACAACAUCCUACGCUCAUGAGACCAUUCUUGGUCCUCCACCAGCAUCUACCGGAGAACCUACUACAGUCACUUCCUCUGAGGCCGAAAGCUCCGAAACUGUUGCUGUCUCUUCUGAGACUGUUGGUGCAGAGACCUCUGAGACUUCUGCUUCUACUGAAACCACUGUUGGUGAAUCAUCUUCUGUUAAUGCUGUACUUUCCUCGUCUGCAGAUGCUGAAACUUCUUCGUCUGCCGAUUCUGAAGCUCCAUCUUCUGAUAUUGCUGAAACUACAUCCACUGUUGAUGAAACUACAUCUACUAUAGAGGCUGCAUCAUCUUCUGCUGAAGCUGCUUCCUCCUCUGCUGAAGCUGCUUCCUCCUCUGCUGAAGCUGCUACCUCCUCUGCUGAAGCUGCAUCACCUUCUGCUGAAGCUGCUACCUCCUCUGCUGAAGCUGCUUCCUCCUCUGCUGAAGCUGCUACCUCCUCUGCUGAAGCUGCUACCUCCUCUGCUGAAGCUGCUACCUCCUCUGCUGAAGCUGGUGUUUCACCAGAUGCCGCACCUGAGGAAUCCAGUCUGAGCUCCGAAAGUCCAAUCCCUCCUGUCACCCUGUCUGCUACUUCCAGCGAUAGCAUUCCAAGUUCUAGUGACAGCUCAAGUACUACUACUGACCUCGUGUCAUCCUCCGCUAUCUACUCUGUUGUUUCCGAUCUUAGCUCUUACUCAUCGAGUUUAACUUCUGCCUACGCCAGCUCGAGUUCCAGCUCUGAGUUGUCUUCUGCAUCCUCCUCUCCAACGGCAAGAGUUCUUAGCGCAUUGGAGGCUGAUCUCUUACAGGAGACCAAUGCAAAGAGAGCCUUGCACGGUGCUCCAUUAAUGACUUGGAAUUGGGAGUUGGCUGACUACGCUGCUAACUAUGCCGCCAACAACUUUGAUUGUAACAAUGUUCAACUUAUCCACUCUGGAGGACCUUACGGAGAAAACUUGGCUGCUGGUUACGUGGGAGGUUUCGAGCCUGUCGAUGCAUGGUACGACGAAAUCAAGGACUAUGACUAUUCCAACCCGGGUUACUCUGGAGCAACUGGUCACUUCACCCAGCUUAUUUGGAAGGCCUCGGUCGAGUUGGGGUGCGCUGUCGUCAUGUGUAACAACGAAUGGAGACAGUAUACUAUUUGUGAGUACAACCCUAGAGGUAACCUUGUGGGAACCACUCAGAGUCUUACUACUUACUUGUUUACCCAGAACGUGUUGCCAUUGCUUCAGGGACAGGCUCCCUAG